Acanthochromis polyacanthus (spiny chromis) is the source of this 1630-nucleotide messenger RNA. It is a transcript of the gene rax, whose product is annotated as retinal homeobox gene 3. Gene Ontology annotation, molecular function: DNA-binding transcription factor activity, RNA polymerase II-specific; RNA polymerase II cis-regulatory region sequence-specific DNA binding. Bases 177 to 1124 code for a protein of 315 amino acids. The record is from RefSeq and is a predicted model, not a curated record. Gene Ontology annotation, biological process: positive regulation of transcription by RNA polymerase II. Lineage: Eukaryota; Metazoa; Chordata; Actinopteri; Pomacentridae. The transcript has 3 exons.
AGAACCACUGAGCAAGAUACUGCCGUGCGUCCUGCGCGCAACUUUGGCACCAUCCCUGGACCCCGGCACGACAUUUGGCUUGGACAAGAAAAACACUGAAGAAACGCAGCAAAAAGUAAAGGGAGAAGUGUGUUUGUGUCGUUUUGACUUUUUUCCCGCCUGGACUUUACCAACAAAUGUGGCUUCUUGGCUCAACUUCCCAAGUGAUGAUGAUGGAUGAGCGCAUGUCUCCCUCCGCACGCUCCGUCCAGAGCCCCGGCAGCAACCCAUCCACAGUCCACAGCAUCGAGGCCAUUCUGGGAUUUAAGGAGGACACCAUCUUCCACAAGUCAGCCUCCUACAGCAUGGCAGAAAAAGUUCUGGUGAAAGAUGCUGAGCGCAACGGGAAUGUAAUAGUGAACCAAAUCAAGAAGAGCCACUACUCAGAAAUAUGUGACAGUGUGUGUUGCGGCAGCAGCACCGGGGAAGCCUCGGUGUGUCCGGACUCACCGGACAGAGACGGAAAACUGUCUGACGACGAGAGCCAGAAGAAGAAACACCGCCGGAACCGAACCACGUUCACAACCUUCCAGCUGCACGAACUGGAGAGAGCCUUCGAGAAGUCCCACUACCCGGACGUGUACAGCAGAGAGGAGCUGGCCCUGAAGGUCAACCUGCCGGAGGUCCGAGUGCAGGUAUGGUUUCAGAACCGGCGGGCCAAGUGGCGUCGGCAGGAGAAGCUGGAGGUGAGCUCCAUCAAGCUCCAGGACACCUCCCCCUCCUCCCUGCUGUCCUUCAGCCGGUCCCCCGGCAGCUCCCUGGGCUCGGGGCUGCAGCUGGACCCCUGGCUCUCCGGGCCCAUCACCUCCUCCACCUCCCUGCAGUCGCUCCCCGGCUUCAUCAGCAGCUCUCAGGGCCUCACGGGCACUUACACCCCUUCUCCUCCCCCUUCCAUGCCCUCCUCUUUGCCGGCCUCCUUCCUCAACUCCCAGGCCCUGGGACACGGCCCUCACCUGCCCCACAUCGGCUCCAUGUGCCCCCCACCUCCGGCUUACCAGUGCUCAGCUGAUCCCAGGAACUCCAGUAUUGCUUCACUGAGGAUGAAGGCCAAGGAACACAUUCAGUCUAUUGGGAAAACUUGGUGAUGCUCAGUGAAGGUUUAAAAUGGACGUCAAGGCCCGGAAUAAACGGUGCUGAAUCUUCAUCUUCAUCCUGACAGGAUUGUAUUCUGUUGGAAGGUUUAAAGAGGGACAUCUCCAGCUGCUCUCCAGGAUUUCAGGCGUCUUCAUGAGUGACUUUCUAAAGAUAUGUGACUCAAACUGUGAAUCUGCUGUAAAAUAUGAAACUACUGAAUCAUGACUCAUCAUUUUCGGGUGUUUUCCUUCUCCUUUACUGUCACUGUAAAUUGCUUUUACUCUACGAUUGUACAUUCAGUCACCCCAGUUCCAUUUUUAUCCACUGUUAUGUUGCCGUCAUAACAAACACAGAAUCCAUUCAUACCAGUUAUGUGUUUAUUUUACUUUUGUGAAUGGAGCACUAUUCAUGUGGAUUCCCUGCUGGUUUUGCUUCUUGGUCCUCAUUACAAAAGAUGUAUUGAAUGUGAAUAUUUUCUCUAUACAAUAAACGGUAUAUGUAGAAAUACAUUAACACA